GGGAAGGGGGAGACGAGACGAGGAGAAGAGAAGAGAGAAGAGGUCGAGCCGCGCUCCGCCUCCGUCGGGUCCCCUUUAUAACCUCUCUCUCUCUUUCUCUCUCUCUCCUCCCAAACCCUCAAUCGUCGCAUCGCCUCCUCCUCCUCUCGCCGCUCGCAGCGAAAAAGCCAGCGCCUCCCAGCGCCCACGCGAUCCCGACGAAUCGAAUCGAGUCCGAGACGCCGAUCUCGGAUUCGAGACCGUUGAUUUCAACCAACACAAGCCCUCCUCCGGAUCGAUCCGCUCCUCUUCAGCCAUGGCAGGAAUGGCACCCGAAGGCUCCCAGUUUGAUGCUAAGCACUAUGACAGCAAGAUGCAGGAACUACUGCACCAAGGUGACAAUGAGGAAUUCUUCACUUCAUAUGAUGAAGUUUUUGAGAGUUUUGAUGACAUGGGCCUCCAAGAGAACCUUCUCAGAGGCAUCUAUGCUUAUGGUUUUGAGAAGCCAUCAGCUAUUCAGCAAAGGGGGAUUGUUCCCUUCUGCAAAGGGCUUGAUGUGAUUCAGCAGGCUCAAUCUGGAACAGGAAAAACUGCUACCUUCUGUUCUGGGAUCCUGCAGCAACUUGACUAUGGAUUGGUGGAGUGCCAAUCCCUGGUCCUUGCACCAACACGUGAGCUUGCCCAGCAAAUUGAAAAGGUCAUGCGUGCUCUUGGUGACUACUUAGGUGUCAAGGUGCAUGCCUGUGUUGGUGGAACCUCUGUCCGUGAGGACCAAAGGAUUCUUGCUAGUGGUGUGCAUGUUGUUGUUGGCACACCUGGACGUGUGUUUGACAUGCUACGUCGGCAAUCUCUCCGCCCAGACCACAUUAAGAUGUUUGUGCUGGAUGAAGCUGAUGAGAUGCUCUCCCGUGGUUUCAAGGAUCAGAUCUAUGAUAUCUUCCAGCUCCUUCCACCAAAGAUCCAGGUCGGAGUGUUCUCUGCUACCAUGCCUCCUGAGGCCCUUGAGAUCACCCGCAAGUUCAUGAACAAGCCCGUGAGGAUUCUUGUGAAGAGAGAUGAGCUUACCCUUGAGGGUAUCAAGCAAUUCUACGUCAAUGUGGAGAAGGAAGAUUGGAAGCUCGACACUCUUUGUGACUUGUAUGAGACACUGGCCAUCACCCAGAGUGUCAUCUUUGUGAACACCCGCCGCAAGGUGGACUGGCUCACCGACAAGAUGAGGAGCAGGGACCACACUGUCUCUGCCACACAUGGAGACAUGGACCAGAACACUAGGGACAUCAUCAUGAGGGAGUUCCGAUCUGGUUCUUCCCGUGUGCUUAUCACCACUGAUCUGCUUGCUCGUGGUAUCGAUGUCCAGCAAGUCUCCCUUGUCAUCAACUACGACCUGCCCACCCAGCCUGAGAACUACCUCCAUCGCAUUGGUCGUAGUGGUCGGUUUGGCAGGAAGGGAGUUGCCAUUAACUUUGUCACCCGCGAUGAUGAGAGGAUGCUGUUCGACAUCCAGAGGUUCUACAAUGUGACCAUCGAGGAGCUGCCGGCCAACGUCGCUGACCUUCUCUAGAUUAUGUCUUAGGAAGUAAGGUUCUGGAUAAAAGUUUGUUUUUGUUUUUGUUUUAAUAUGACCAACUUUCUCGUUUGGGAGGAGUGGUAAGGACGGGGUCUAUUUGAAUUGUGGUUAAGGACGGCUUCCAUGUUUUUCUCUUUUCCGUAUGCAACUAUGUUUGGAAAUUUUUGUAGCUGUUAGGCUGUGCUGCUUCCUGGGCUAGCUGGGAGAGGGAGACACUACUGGAAUAUUUACUUUCUUUAUUAAGCUAUGCUUGCCUUGUGUUAUUAUUCCAA
Oryza sativa Japonica Group (Japanese rice) is the source of this 1818-nucleotide messenger RNA. Lineage: Eukaryota; Viridiplantae; Streptophyta; Magnoliopsida; Poales; Poaceae. The record is from RefSeq and is a predicted model, not a curated record.